UCAAGAUUCUGUGUACAUCUACAAUACGUAUAGACUUAUUGGACUAGCUCUACAAAAAUCAAAAGAUAGUAAAGUUAGACAACUGCUUCAGAAGAUGUCUGAAUCUUACAAAGGAUUAAGCGAACACAUGUUAGAAGCUUGGUCAAUCAAGUAUACAAGUGGCAUCCAUCUCGGAAAAGCUUGUUCAAAUUACCUUGAUCAUUUAUAUGACAUGGCCAUCAACUAUGAUGCAGUUUACUUCGUCACUGCUAUGCUACCUUGCUACAAACUCUGGCCGUGGCUCGGUAAACAACUUACAGCAAAACAGAACGAUUUCGGAGUGUACACACAAUGGGUCGAAGAGAAUCUGGACCCAACUUACACCGGGUACAUUGAUCUUGAGACGUUGAUCAAUGAAGAGGAAAAACAUGGCAGAAUAAACCGCAAGAUGGCGCUAACCGUCUUCAAGCGAAGUAUGGAGAAUGAACGCGACUUCUUUUCAUCCGUGCCAUAAAGAUACAAUGCAAAAAAAUAAUACCGCACUAAAUAUUACACAUAUGUACGUGAAUCUAAUAAGUUAAUGAAAAUGAACAACACAGUUUGUGUAAUGCAUUGAGAGAAAAAAAAUGAGAAAACAAUCAGGUACAUGAUUCGCGUACCUGGACAUACAUAUCGCGUAUAUUAAUUUCAUAUAAUGUAUAUACCCUACCAUAUACAAGUGCCAACAGUUAAGUCGUUUUAUGUGCAAAUUUAAGGUGAUAUAUCCCAAUUUUGACGAAAUACACCUGCUUCUUUAUAGACUUUUUAACAACCACACAUAAACAAUUUUAAGAUGAGAGCGAGAAUGAAAUGAAUUUAAAGCUACAUGCCUCCAGGUGAGUCAAAAUAUUUCAAUAAAAUCAAACUUGAGAAAAAAUGUACUAAGAUGUAAGGAAAAGUAAAAAAGUUUCAAGAUUCAAGUAAUAUUUUACAUACUUAGUGCGAUUAAUGACUGAUUUUUCAGUAUUUAUAACUAUAUUUCUACUGCGUUACUAACGCAGUAAAGGCAAUUUCUGCAUA
This is a messenger RNA of Ruditapes philippinarum (Manila clam), 1038 nucleotides long. RefSeq lists its product as uncharacterized. The record is from RefSeq and is a predicted model, not a curated record. The transcript is spliced from 3 exons. Gene Ontology annotation, cellular component: cytosol. Bases 95 to 493 code for a protein of 132 amino acids. Lineage: Eukaryota; Metazoa; Mollusca; Bivalvia; Venerida; Veneridae.